Molecule: messenger RNA, 1520 nt
Organism: Selaginella moellendorffii
Lineage: Eukaryota; Viridiplantae; Streptophyta; Lycopodiopsida; Selaginellales; Selaginellaceae
Product: ATP-dependent RNA helicase has1
Exons: 12
Coding region: 11-1438 (475 amino acids)
Biological process (GO): maturation of LSU-rRNA from tricistronic rRNA transcript (SSU-rRNA, 5.8S rRNA, LSU-rRNA)
Cellular component (GO): nucleolus
Molecular function (GO): RNA helicase activity; nucleic acid binding; ATP binding
Source: RefSeq, a predicted model, not a curated record
UUCUUGCGCCAUGGCAAUUCGUUUUGAUUCCCUGCCCCUGAGGGAUCGCACACUGGCGGCUCUCAAGGAAUGCAAUUUCACUCACAUGACCGAGAUCCAAGCGCGAUCCAUUCCAAGGCUGUUGGCGGGGUCGGAUGUGCUGGGAGCAUCUCGCACUGGCACCGGAAAGACUCUAGCCUUCUUGGUACCGGCAUUGGAGCUUCUUAACCGGGUGCAAAUCAAGCCAAGGAAUGGGACCGUGGUUCUUAUCAUCUCCCCUACAAGGGAACUCGCAAGCCAGAUCCACGGAGUCGCAUCCAAACUUAUGUCAGCGCACAGCCAGACGCAUAUGGUUAUCACUGGAGGCUUGAACCGUAAAGUCGAGGCUGUGAAGCUCAAGGCUGGAGUGAACCUUUUGGUUGCUACUCCUGGCAGGCUCCUGGAUCAUCUCAGGAGCACUGCCGGAUGGAUCUAUCACAACUUGAAGUACUUGGUGAUCGACGAAGCGGACCGGUUGCUUGACAUCGGGUUUGAAGAGGACAUGAAUCAAAUUCUUCGUUUCUUUCAGAAUACAAAGCGACAGACUGUGCUCUUUUCUGCGACUCUAUCAGAGAAGGUAAAACAGCUUGCGAACUUGUCGCUGAAGGAUCCAACGUACAUCGGGGUGGAGUCCAUUGAGCAAUCGACUGUACAAGGUUUGGAGCAAGGCUACUGGGUGGUGCCACUCGAGAAGCGGCUCUUACUUCUCAUCUCAUCCCUGUACAGAAGUAAGAAAAAGAAGGUGAUGGUCUUCUUCUCCUCGUGUAACUCAGUCAAGUUCCACUUCGAACUGUUUUGCCACAUUGGCUUGGAGUGCCUGAGCAUCCACGGGAAGCAGAAGCAAUCGACGAGGACUUCUGCCUUCACGGAGUUUUGUGCCGCGGAAAAUGGCCUCCUUCUUUGUACUGGUGUUGCAGCCCGUGGCCUGGACAUUCCUGCCGUUGACUGGAUUAUCCAGUAUGAUCCUCCUCCUGAUCCGAAGGAGUAUAUCCACCGAGUUGGCCGGACUGCUCGGGGAGAGGGUGCCCGUGGCCGAGCUUUAUUGUUUCUGCUGCCUCAGGAGCUCCUGUUUACUUAUGACCUUAAGCGUGCUAGAGUCCCCAUAAAGCUGUGGCCAAGCUCGAAGCCGCUGAACAUUCAAACCUUCCUUGAAACUCAGAUACUCAAGAUCCAAGGCAUGCAGCGCUUGGCAGCGGACGCCUUCAAGUCUUACCUGCGCUCGUAUCAGGCGCACACGGCCGCCUUUGACAUCCACAAGCUAGACUUGCAGGCUCUUGCAGCAUCGUUUUGCCUCAAGUCGAUCCCGCCCAGCUGCACCAGCAUUCACAGCAACGCGGCCAAGCACAGAAAGAAGAGAAAGGGAGCAGGGCAUGAGUUUAGUGCUGAAGACCCUUACGGGAAACGGAGUAAACAAGGGUAAACGAUGUAAAAACUUUAGAAUGACAACAAUGUCAAGAGUUGUCUACGCUAGCAUGGAAUUCCAAGCGGCUUCCGCGGAUGAA